AUGCCUCAGGCUGCAACUGCCGCACUUCUUCUUCCGACUUUCUCUUACAUUCAAGUCGAAGCCCUCCACAUCAUCAGCCUUCCAUUCUACCACACUAAACUCCAAUGCACGAGCUAUCGUUGUGAAGAUGAUCCUCGCCUCCGAAUUUCACAUCUCACACACCACACCACACCACAUUUCAUCAUCCCACCAUCAUUGUUCAAAACAAGUCCCACGCACAAUCUUAACGCAGCAGCAAACAAAAUGCCCAAUUUCGAAAAGAAAUAUCAAGGAGCUGAUUGA
This is a messenger RNA of Pseudocercospora fijiensis CIRAD86, 282 nucleotides long. RefSeq lists its product as uncharacterized. The record is from RefSeq and is a predicted model, not a curated record. Bases 1 to 282 code for a protein of 93 amino acids. The transcript is spliced from 3 exons. NCBI's taxonomy places the organism in Eukaryota, Fungi, Ascomycota, Dothideomycetes, Mycosphaerellales, Mycosphaerellaceae.